Olea europaea var. sylvestris is the source of this 1865-nucleotide messenger RNA. Its product is annotated as alpha-galactosidase 3-like. The record is from RefSeq and is a predicted model, not a curated record. Gene Ontology annotation, molecular function: hydrolase activity, hydrolyzing O-glycosyl compounds. The transcript is spliced from 16 exons. Lineage: Eukaryota; Viridiplantae; Streptophyta; Magnoliopsida; Lamiales; Oleaceae. Bases 167 to 1552 code for a protein of 461 amino acids. Gene Ontology annotation, biological process: carbohydrate metabolic process.
UUAGAAGGGAAGAGGGGACCAAUGCAAAUAAUGCACAGUGGAUAAUAAAAGAUGCUUACGUGCCAGCAUUUUUUUCCAAUUUCUUGAAUCUCUCUCUUUAAACACCUUUAUCCAUAAAAUUUCUCAUAGAAUUCUCCCUCAAAUAACCCACAAGAAGAAUAAAUUGAUGGCAAAGAUCGCAGGGAAUCUUGCAUUGAAAUGUUUACAUAUAUUAGUUCUGUAUGUCUAUGUGACAUCGGUGGUUCUUGCAGCCAGAGUGCUGCCUGUUCACCCCUAUUUGCAGAGCAAUGAGAAGCCCAUCAGCAAUAUUUUUGAUACUUCAAAGUAUGGUAUUUUGCAGAUUAAGAAUGGGUUGGCUGAUACACCUCAGAUGGGAUGGAAUAGCUGGAAUUUCUUUGCUUGCAAUAUCAAUGAAACAGUAAUCAAGGAAACAGAAUGCUUCAGACACACUUGGAUUUUUAGUUCACUUUGGAAACACAAAUAUGCACCUCAAGGGAGUUUUAUUUGCAACUUUAAUUAUACUGAUGCACUUAUUUCAACUGGUUUGGCCAAGUUAGGCUAUAUCUAUGUGAAUAUAGAUGAUUGCUGGUCUGGGACAAAACGAAAUUCGAAGGGUCAAUUGGUUCAUGAUCCAAAAACUUUUCCAUCAGGAAUCAAAGCUCUUGCCGACUAUGUACAUUCUAAGGGCCUCAAGCUUGGCAUAUACUCGGAUGCAGGGGUUUUCACUUGUCAAGUUCGAGCUGGAUCACUUUAUCAUGAAUAUGAUGAUGCAGCACUAUUUGCGUCUUGGGGUGUCGAUUACUUGAAAUACGACAACUGUUUCAAUCUGGGCAUUAAACCAGAGAAAAGAUACCCACCCAUGCGUGAUGCUCUAAAUGCGAGUGGGCGAGCAAUAUUUUAUUCAAUAUGUGAAUGGGGUGAAGAUGACCCUGCUUUAUGGGCAGGCAAGGUGGGAAAUAGUUGGCGAACAACUGAAGACAUUAAUGAUACAUGGGCAAGCAUGACUGCAAUCGCGGACAUCAAUGACAAGUGGGCACCCUAUGCAGGACCUGGUGGAUGGAAUGAUCCUGAUAUGUUAGAAGUUGGAAAUGGGGGUAUGACUUACCUGGAGUACAGAGCACAUUUUAGCAUUUGGGCUCUAAUGAAGGCCCCACUUUUGGUUGGCUGUGAUGUAAGGAAUAUGACUGCGGAGACAUUUGAAAUUCUAAGCAACGAGGAGGUUAUUGCUGUAAACCAGGAUCGACUUGGAGUUCAAGGGAGAAAAGUUUAUGUUUAUGGGAAUGAUAAUUGCUAUCAGAUUUGGGCCGGUCCGCUGUCUGGAAAUCGUUUGACUGUUGCUUUAUGGAAUCGGUGUUCAAAACCUGCAACUAUUACAGCUAAAUGGGAUGCACUCGGACUUGAUUCUUCCAUCACCGUCUCUGUAAGAGAUCUGUGGAAGCACAAGUUUGUUUCAGCCAAUAGUGUGGGCUCGUUUAGUGCGAAUGUUGAUUCGCACAGCUGUGAAAUGUACAUUUUUACUCCUCAGACGGAGACUGCAAGUUUUGGACAUUGAAAACGAAGAGAAAGGUUAGUAUGUUGGUUAUUUAGGUGUUCUCCAGUCCAUGGUCGCUGUCUUUUUCAAGUUUUAGUGAAGUUCUUCAGCAUUGAUUGUUGUCAAUGUAUAAAUAAAAGUAAGUGGUUGGCUUGUGGACCUGCAAAGAUUAUUAGAAAGGGAUGUAAUGCAUCGCUUUGGUAUGUGGAGCUUAAGAGUAAGUCCUUACUGGUUUGCUUGUUUUAGGCAUACUUGUGGACCUGCAAAGAUUAUUAGAAAGGGAUGUAAUGCAUCGCUUUGGUAUGUGGAGCUUAAGAGUAAGUCCUUCCUGGUU